This is a messenger RNA of Musa acuminata AAA Group (dessert banana), 2944 nucleotides long. Its product is annotated as NAD(P)H-quinone oxidoreductase chain 4, chloroplastic. The coding region runs from base 826 to 2238 and encodes 470 amino acids. The record is from RefSeq and is a predicted model, not a curated record. The transcript has a single exon. Gene Ontology annotation, biological process: aerobic respiration; ATP synthesis coupled electron transport; electron transport coupled proton transport. Gene Ontology annotation, molecular function: ubiquinone binding; NADH dehydrogenase (ubiquinone) activity. Gene Ontology annotation, cellular component: respiratory chain complex I. NCBI's taxonomy places the organism in Eukaryota, Viridiplantae, Streptophyta, Magnoliopsida, Zingiberales, Musaceae.
AUAAAAAUAAUAUUAUUAAAUAAUAAUAUGUUAAUCAUAUUACGAAAAUAAAUUAAAUUACUAAUUUAGUUUUAUUUUUAUAUAUUCAUAUUUCAUAUUGAAAAUAUGAAUAUUGAAAUAUUGAUUUGAAUGAUUGAUCAAUUUGUUUUGUCGGCCAAUUUUUAUUUACACAUGUGACUCGUAUGAUCAUGAUUUUUGAAACGGAAAUCAAAGUCUCUUGGCUUUUUCUCAUGAACAGAUUUAGAAAUAUAUUGAUUCUUAAAAUUUUAAUAAACCACUGCUUCGUCUGGUGUCUAUAAUAUAAAUACUAAUUUUCUACCAGAUUGAAAAUUUUUGAUGUUAAAAUCUGGAAUUUAUAGAUCCAAUGUCACAUUCAGUAAAAAUUUAUGAUACAUGUAUAGGGUGUACUCAAUGUGUACGAGCCUGCCCCACAGACGUAUUGGAAAUGAUACCUUGGGACGGAUGUAAAGCUAAGCAAAUUGCUUCCGCACCAAGAACCGAGGACUGUGUGGGUUGUAAGAGAUGUGAAUCCGCCUGCCCCACGGAUUUUUUGAGUGUCCGUGUUUAUUUAUCAUAUGAAACAACUCGCAGCAUGGGUCUAGGUUAUUGAUACGUUACAAAAAAAUCCACUUGAAUCAAUUGAUUCCUCUUUACCGACAAAAGCCCGUACUCGAGAAAAUAUAUUAUUCUAUUCCGAGCACGGGUUUUUCUGGUCAAACGUAUCUUGUCUUUAUCACGAGUUAUUUUCCUUGGUUAACAAUACUUGUUGUUUUGCCGAUAUCCGUCGGUUCUUCCAUUUUCUUUCUUCCUCAUAAAGGAAAUAAGAUGUUUAGGUGGUAUGCUAUAUGUAUAUGCUCGUUGGAACUCCUUCUAACAACCUAUGUUUUCUGUUAUCAUUUCCAAUUGGACGAUCCAUUAACCCAAUUGGAGGAAGAUUUAAAAUGGAUAGAUGUUUUUGAUUUUCACUGGAGACUGGGAAUCGAUGGGCUUUCCAUAGGACCUAUUUUACUGACAGGAUUUAUCACCACUUUAGCUACCUUAGCGGCUUGGCCAGUUACUCGAAAUUCGCGAUUGUUCUAUUUUCUCAUGUUAGCAAUGUACAGCGGUCAAAUAGGAUUAUUUUCUUCUAGAGACCUUUUACUUUUUUUCAUGCUGUGGGAGUUAGAAUUAAUUCCUGUUUAUUUACUUUUAUCCAUGUGGGGGGGAAAGAAACGUCUCUACUCGGCCACAAAGUUUAUUUUGUACACUGCGGGGGGCUCCAUUUUUCUCUUAAUAGGAGUUCUAGGUAUGGGUUUAUAUGGCCCUAAUGAACCCACAUUAGAUUUUUCAAAAUUAACUAAUCAAUCAUAUCCUGUGGCAUUGGAAAUAAUAUUAUAUUUUGGAUUCCUUAUUGCUUAUGCUGUCAAAUCGCCGAUUAUACCCCUACAUACGUGGUUACCAGAUACCCAUGGAGAAGCACAUUACAGUACAUGUAUGCUUCUAGCUGGAAUCUUAUUAAAAAUGGGCGCAUAUGGACUUAUUCGGAUCAAUAUGGAAUUAUUACCCCACGCUCAUUCUAUAUUUUCUCCCUGGUUGGUAAUAGUGGGAACGAUUCAAAUAAUCUAUGCAGCUUCAACCUCUCUCGGUCAACGGAAUUUAAAAAAAAGAAUAGCCUAUUCCUCUGUAUCUCACAUGGGUUUCACAAUUAUAGGAAUUGGUUCUAUAACCGGAAUGGGACUCAACGGUGCCAUUUUACAAAUACUCUCUCAUGGAUUUAUUGGUGCUGCGCUUUUUUUCUUGGCAGGAACGAGUUGUGAUAGAAUACGUCUUGUUUAUCUCGACGAAAUGGGGGGGGUAUCGAUCCCAAUGCCAAAACUAUUUACCAUGUUCAGUAGUUUUUCGAUGGCUUCUCUUGCAUUGCCAGGAAUGAGUGGUUUUGUUGCGGAAUUAUUAGUAUUUUUUGGAAUAAUUACUAGUCCAAAAUACCUUUUAAUGCCAAAAAUGCUAAUUACUUUUGUAAUGGCAAUUGGAAUGAUAUUAACUCCUAUUUAUUUAUUAUCUAUGUUACGUCAGAUGUUCUAUGGAUACAAGCUAUUCAAUGUUCCAAACUCUAAUUUUGCGGAUUCUGGACCACGAGAACUAUUUGUUUCAAUCUGUAUCUUUCUACCCGUAAUAGGUAUUGGUAUUUAUCCGGAUUUCGUUCUCUCGCUAUCAGUUGACAGGGUGCAAGCUAUCCUAUCUAAUUACUUUCAUCGAUAGUCUUUCAUUAAUAAUACGGAAAUAUAAUUUUUGUCUUUGAUUUUAAGAUUUUUAAAAUCGUUCGCUGUACAAUGCAAAAGAAUAAAGUGAAUUAGAAUUGUAAUGAGAUGCAUUUUGAGUUUUUGAGAACCGUUUUGAAUAAGGAAUGAUUCAAACGGUUCUCAAAAACUCGCACAAACAAGAAGCUUUUUAUAUAUAUAUGGGAUGAUGUUCUUAUGUAUUCUUUAUGUAGUUUAUUCAAUUAUUUAUCUGUGUAGUUUAUUCAAGUAGAUGUUAAUGUGAAUGAACCAUAACUAUGUAGACCUAUUCCUAAUAGAUUGAUUCCAAAAUAACAUACCCAAAUUAUAAGAAAUCCUAUAGAAGCCACAAGUGCCGAAUUCAUACUUUGCAAACUUUGAUUUGUUCUACUUCUAAUAUGUAUUCUAGUUCUAGUAUGUAAAUAAAUCGCGAAUAUGGUCCAAGUAAUAAAAGCCCAAGUUUCUUUGGGGUCCCAAUUCCAAUAAGAUCCCCAUGCCUCAUUAGCCCAUACUGCUCCACAAAGAAUGCCUAUGGUUAAAAAGGUAAAUCCUAAACUAAUGACACGAUAACUCCAAUAAUCCAAACGUUGAGUCAAUUGAUAUUUAUAAUAAUUUCGAAAUGAAAGAAAAGAAGUGUUUUUAAAAACACUUCUUUUUUCAUUCAAAUAUUGAAUCUCACCAAAGAAAAA